CAGAAGCCCAGCCUCUUUACCAGAGCAGCUGUGACUUAUAAUAACUGGAACAAUAAAUGAAAGUGAAAGUAUGAAAGAGAAACUAGGGCGAGUUGUUUGUGCUGAAGCAGCUGGCAGAAACUGACGUCCUCCUCCUUUUUUUACUUUUUCUUCAAGAAAAACACAACUGCAAACUCAGAAAAGAGAAGAAAGGCUGUUUUUCUUUGUAAGGGAAGAGCAAUCUUUCUCCUUUGCUGCCUUCCUCUCCCCCACAGCACAAUGCCAGACACUCAGCUGUGUUUAGAGGCCCUGUCGGCUCUCUCCGGCUGCAACGUCGAGUCCACCAGCGGACCCUCCUUGCUCACCCCGCAGGACUUUGUCAACAUCGUGGCCCUCAAGCAGUUUUACAAGCAGGAAGGGUUUCAAGAGCUGGAGUACCCUAGUUUAGGGACUUUAUCCCUGCAGGAUCUGGACGAUAAGGACAUGUACAGCUCCCCACUGGCGCUGACUGAAGGCCCCGGGCCAGAAGAGAGUCUCAGACCCACGGUCAAGAUCAACCCCCAGGACUUCUUCCACCCUCAGUACGACUACGACUUCACCAACAUAAAGGACGGCGACACCAAGUUCAUGCGUGGUGAUGAGCUGUACAUUCGUCCCUGCGGGUGGAACCGGGCCGCCCUGCGUGUCGUCCAGAAGUACGAUGACGGAGACUGCUGGCUCGGUACCGGGAAAGACUCCUGGCCUGUCUCCUACAAUGGACACAGCAUGGACGGCUCCCUCGGCAUCAUCCUGACCCGUGGCGGGAACCCCGCUGAUGAGCCCGGGUUCCUGGAGGUCGCCGCCAACUCUCUGCUCACUGAGGAAACGAAGGGCAGAGGGGUGUACUCCACGCCGGACAUCAAGACGGCGGAGAAGUAUUGCAAGAAGUUCAAGUCCAAAGUGGACGGGAAGACGUACAAAGUGGUUCUCCAGAACCGCAUCAACCCAAAGAAGAGGGUGAAGUGCCAGAGAGAAGACAUCUGGUUAGUCUACGUCCCUGAAGGCUCAAACGAUGUCAAGACGAGGGCCAUCGUGCAGGAGUCCGUCCGCCCGUACGGGCUGCUUCUGAAGAAGGUGUGACGUGUCUUCAGAGUUAUCAGAGGCAGAUCAAUUCUUCAUUAUCAACAAAAAAAACCUCAUAAAAAAUGUUUCACACUCCAGUGAGAUCAAGUUAAUGCUACUGAAAGCGGUGUUUCAGAGUUUGCUCCAACAACACAACAUGGCCUUUUUCUUACAUUAAAUCAAAAAUAAUGCUGAGUUCUUUCCAUAAAAUGGCGACCGUAUCCUACUUUACUGUCUCACUGUACUGGGGACUUUAUGCUGACCUACUGUACCGUCAGCUGCUUUAUUCUGACCCCUCUAGAAAUCAGUUUAACUUUAAUGAAUUUAAAUUCUAGAAAAUGAUAAGAAAAUGAAUAUGGUUUCAACUGUACACUGAACAGCAGCAGUGAUCAAACUCGGUUUAGCUCUCAAUACGAUGUGUUCAAAUGUAAGAAAAGACUAGAGUUGUUCCGAUACCAGCGUCAGAAAUUCCUCCAAUACUGCCCAAAAUGAGGGUGUCCGAUCCAAUACCAUUUAUUUUAUUUAUAGGGUUUAACCUGAGCCAGCCCAUACAACAAUGAUAUAGAUCAAACAGGCUUAGUAGUAUAAACUUUUAAAUAAAUAAAUAUAUAUCGGAUCAGUACUCGGGAUCAGCCGAUAUGCAAAGUUUAGGAAUCUGGAAGGAAAAAUCUGAACAUCUCUAGAAAAGACUGCAGGAAAGAGAAAGCAAGAUGCAAUCCUCAAACAGGUCUAAGGCCCUUUGCAUCUGAAGUUGAUUCAUGCUGCCAUCUAGUGGAAUAUAAUGUGAUGAGCAAUCUUGUGUCAAAGUAGUGACAUUGGAUUAUUCUAGUUCUCAUUUAAAGAGGACAGUUAUGGGUUUUUUCUUCUUUGUUGCACAAAAUGACACCAAUACCUGGUGAAAUGAUGCGUUUUGAACCCAAACGUGGUUUUAUUAUUCUAGUCCGCACAAAGGAGGAGUUCUGGAGGAAAAUAGGGUUAGAACUCUGGGCUUUAGUGAAUGGUGUGAUUUAAUUGGAUUUGACCACUUUGGGAAUUGUUGUUAUGACGUUUGAUUUUCAUAGCUUCAUUGCUUUUUCUGUCACUUUAUAGAAUGUGUGUCUUUGUCUCAUGGGGUUUAUUCCUUAUGUUCCAUUUUUGUUGUCCAUUUCUCUAAUAUAACUGCAGAAACAGAUGUUUUACACCACUGAGAUAAUUACCGAUUCAGUAAUUAUCUGAGAUAAUUACUGAAUCCUGUUUUCUUUGAAUCUCUGGGGAAGGUCAAUGUCCUAAUUUGUAUGAAAUAAACAUCGUGUACAGAU
Molecule: messenger RNA, 2378 nt
Organism: Morone saxatilis (striped sea-bass)
Lineage: Eukaryota; Metazoa; Chordata; Actinopteri; Moronidae
Exons: 2
Coding region: 259-1098 (279 amino acids)
Source: RefSeq, a predicted model, not a curated record